AUGGCUUCUUCGGUUUUGAUUUUGGAGUUCGCAGUGGUUUUCCUCGUUGACAUGAUGGUUCGUGGUUUUGAUUUUUCGUUUUUUGCAUUGAUUCAACCGUUAGGGUUUCUACAAGUUGUUGUUGCUGCUUCCUAUCCGUUCUCUGUUCUGUGUAUUUGGGUCAAUAGAUGUGUGGGAAUUAGUACUAUGGCAACAUCCACCAAGUUUGAUAUAUCUUCUAGCAGCCCAGAUAGACAAUUGUACUCUGGGCAACGUGGAUCCCACAUAGCUCCUUCAUUAGAUAGAUCAGGUAGCUUCCGUGAAAGCAUGGAAAAUCCAAUUCUGUCUUCUCUUCCAAGCAUGUCAAGAAGCAGUUCUGCUGCGACACAAGGGGAUGUGGUGAGCUUCUUCAAUUGUGUGCGUUUUAAUCUAAAGUUGGUGGCUCCAGAGCAUAAGUCUAAUCGUCAAACAGAUUAUAAACGACUUGUCAGUGCUGCUCUUGGAAUUUCUUCUGAUGAAUCUCCAUCUAGUUCUGCCAAAGGCAAGCAACUAUCAUCCCUAGCACCAGAAGAUAUCAAACGGCUUAGGGAUAGUUUACAUGCAAGUUUUAGGAGGGCAAGGGAUCGUGCUAAAAUGUUUAGCGAAGCCCUGUCUAGAUUCAACAAAGAUUUCCAAAAUAUAACUUCAAAGAAAAGGUCUCGAGCUGAAACAUUUUCUAAUGAACGUUCUAGUUUUAUGAUAUGUGAUCGAUCAGUCUUGGGAACAAGCACAGGCAAGGUUGGAGCUCAAGGUCAUGCAGUCACAGGUGGUUUUGAACAUGACCAGCUGAAGUUGGAAGAAAGAACCAAAAAUGUUCCUAACAAGCGCACUCGAACUUCUCUGGUUGAUGUAAGGAUGGAUAUACGGACUAAUUCUCUUGUCAGGCCAUCUGGGACUGAUAGAGAUAAAGAAAUGUUACGGAUUGUCAAUAGUAGUUCAAAUCAGGGCGAGGAACGAACUUUACCUGUUGGAGGUGAUGGGUGGGAAAAGUCAAAGAUGAAGAAGAAGCGUUCUGGCAUCAAACCAGAUGGGUCUCCAAAUACAGCAUUGACAAAACCUGUUAACCUUUUCCAGGAAACUAAACACGGAAUGCAACAAAGACUAGCCACUGAUACUCGUGCAAAAUUGAGUAAUGAUUCUCAUUCUUUCAGGUUGGGGGUCUCUAAUGGAACUGUUGGAGCUGGAAAAUCGGAUGGUGUUUCUCAACAAACAGGGUUGGGCAUACGUGUCUCUACCCCAAGAAGUGACCUAGAAAAUAAUUCUCCUAUUAGUGAUAGGCGUGAUCGUCCUGUUAAUUCAGACAAGGAAAGGGUGAAUUUCAGAGCUGUUAACAAGGUUGAAUUAGAUUCAAAUCCAAUUUCUAAUAUCCAUAAUUGUUCUAUACCAAGGGCAACUGUUCGUGAUGAAUUUAAUUCAGCAAGCCCUAAUUCAAGUGCAAAAAUGAAUACACCUAUUCGGGCACGACGAUCUGGUUCAGGAGUUGGUCCAAAGUCAUCACCAGGUGGUCAUAGAGCAGCUGUUCCGAAUGAUUGGGAGCCCUCACAUUGUAUGACCAAGCCCCCUGCCUGUGUUGGAACUAACAAUCGUAAGCGUGUGGCAUCGGUACGAUCAUCUUCCCCUCCUGUUGUCCACUGGCAGAGGCCACAGAAGAGCUCUCGUACUGCUAGAAGAACAAAUUUUGUGCCCACUGUGUCCAGUAAUGAUGAUUCCCCUGCUUUGGAUUCUGUGUCUGAUGUGACUGGUAAUGAUCUUGGCUUGGGAUUUGUUAGACGUUUGGUUGGUAAUUCUCCUCAGCAAAUUAAAUUAAAAGGUGAUUCUUUAACUUCAGCUGUGUUAUCUGAAAGUGAAGAGUCAGGGGUGGCUGAGAUUAAACCAAAAGAGAAGGGCAGGAAACCAGAGGAGAUAGAUCAGAAAGCUGGACAAAAUAUUCAAAAGGUUUCUAACUUGGUCCUUUCCUCAAGAAAAAAUAAGAUUGUAUCUGGGGAAGAACAUGGAGAUGGUGUUAGGAGGCAAGGUAGGACAGGGCGCAAUGUUCCUGCUGCCAGGUCACCAACGCCAAUGGCAUCUGAGAAGCUUGGAAAUAUAGGAACUGUAAAGCAACUUAGAAGUUCGAGACUAGGACAUGAGAAGAGUGAAAGCAGGGCAGGCCGUCCACCAACCAGGAAACUGUCUGAUCGUAAGGCAUAUGCGCGUCAGAAACAUACUGCAAUUAGCACAUCAGCAGAUUUUCUUGUUGGGUCGGAAGAUGGACAUGAAGAAUUAUUGGCUGCUGUAAAGGGUAUUACCAACUCUGCUCGUGCUUUUUCUAGCCAAUUCUGGAGGCAGAUGGAGCUUUUUUUUGGUUUGAUAAGUGAGGAGGAUAUUGCUUACUGGAGACAGAAGAUAAAUCUUGAAUCAAGUGGAUUGAUGCCAACUCCAGUUCCUUCAUAUAUAGAUGAUUGUGAAGCUGUUGCUAAUGGUUUUGGGUUAAUGGGCUGUGGAAGAGAUUUUGAACCUUGCGAUCAAAUGGGUGCUGGAAUUGUAGCAGAACAGUUACAACUAGCUAAAGGAGAGUCUAAUGGAAUUCCCCUCUGUCAAAGGCUAAUAUGUGCUUUAAUUUCAGAGGAGUGUAGCAGUGAAAGUGAAGAUAUAAAGUUUGAAGCAUGUGAUACUGAAUCUGAGGCUGAUGGAGAGUUGGAUUUGAGUAGUUUGGAUCACCAUUCUCGAUCUAAUUCUUAUCUUGGUUGUCAUUCUGCUUACAAUGGUUAUAGGAUAACUAAGACGGUGGGACAUGAUGAGAUUGAAAGUGAUAAAGUUGAUAUCUCAUCAACUGGGUUAAAUUCAAGGCAGAACAUGCCUAGCUUGAGCUGUUCAGAGUUGCAAUAUGCCACCUUGAGUAUGAAUGAAAAGCUUCUCUUGGAGCUUCAAAGUAUUGGAAUUUCCCCAGAAUCAGUGCCUGAAAUGUUGCAAGCAAAUGAUGAAGGAAUUUGUGAGGAUAUCAAUAGGUUAGAAGAGCAUCACCAAGGACAGAUGUCCAAGAGGAACUGCCUGCUGGACGGUUUAUUAAAAUCUGCUUCAGUGACAAAAGAAGUUCAAGAAAAGGAUUUUGAACAAAACGCUCUUGACAAACUCCUCAUGAUGGCUUAUGAGAAAUACAUGGCUUGUUGGGGUCCUAGCCCAUCAGGUGGGAAAAAUGCAAGCAACAAAAUCGCCAAGCAAGCUGCAUUGGGAUUUGUUAAACGAACAUUGGAACGAUGCCAACAAUUUGAAGACACAGGCAAGAGCUGCUUCAAUGAGCCUUUGUAUAAGGAUAUGUUUCUCGCUGCUUCUUCCCAGCUAAGUAUUAUUCAGCAGUUAGAUGGCAUGGAAGCUGAAUCUGCAAAACCUUAUGCUUCUUCCUUUUCUCUGGACGCAAGAAAUGGUUCCAUGAGUUCACAGCAGAACCCUUCACAAUUUAGUCAGAAUAUGAAAGAUCAUGAUCUCAAUUCAUCAGACAUUCCUCCUGUUGUAAAUGGUUCCUCUGAACAAACUAGUGGGAAGGAAGAUCAUUGGUCAAACAGGGUGAAGAAAAGGGAAUUGUCCCUUGAUGAUGUUGGCAGUACCAUUGGAAGUUCUCUAUCAAAUAGUACAAAAAGGAAGAGGAGUGAGAGAGACAGAGAUGGAAAAGGGCAGAACAGAGAAGUUCCAUCCAGAAAUGGUACUACUAAAGUUGGUAGGCCAGCAUUAUCUAGUGCUAAGGGAGAAAGGAAACUCAAAACAAAGCCUAAGCAGAAAGCAACUAAGCAUUCUGUUUCGGUAAAUGGCCUCCUAGGCAAGCUAUCAGAACAACCAAAAUCAAAGUCUAAUGAUAUGUCUAAUAACAGCAACAGCAAGGAGAAAGAUGAGUUUGGCAUGGGUGAAUACGAUGACCAUGAGCCUAUUGAUUUGUCGAACCUUCAACUACCUGGAAUGGAUGUGCUUGGUGUUCCUGACGAUAUCGAUGACCAAGGUCAAGAUAUUGGUUCAUGGUUGAAUAUUGAUGAUGAUGGAUUGCAAGAUCAUGAUUUUAUGGGGCUUGAAAUUCCCAUGGAUGACCUUUCAGACUUGAAUAUGAUGGUUCAGUUCUUCAGCAAGAUGCUGUUCAAGUUGUUUACUGGGCUUCAUCCAGCUGUUCAUGCAGCUUCCGGCUAUCUAUUGGCUGAUUUAUUAGCUGCAAUUCCAAAGCUAUUUGUAGAAGGUUGUGCUGAUGAACUUCUCAAGAUUGCAAGAGCAUCUUGUACUUGA
Messenger RNA from Sphenostylis stenocarpa, 4260 nucleotides. Lineage: Eukaryota; Viridiplantae; Streptophyta; Magnoliopsida; Fabales; Fabaceae. The record is from the annotation of a GenBank genome assembly.